Messenger RNA from Caenorhabditis elegans, 1227 nucleotides. RefSeq names its product F-box domain-containing protein (gene T03F1.6). The transcript has 6 exons. The record is from RefSeq and is marked reviewed. Lineage: Eukaryota; Metazoa; Nematoda; Chromadorea; Rhabditida; Rhabditidae. The coding region runs from base 32 to 1060 and encodes 342 amino acids.
AGCAUUUUCAGCUACUCCAACUCGCCGAGCCAUGAUCCCACCAACAACCAACUCGCUUGGAAUUUUCGGAGAACUUCCCGUCGAUUUGCUCUCCUCGGUUUGCCGUCAUCUUCCGAUGGUUGACGUUGUUACCGUAUCCAUGCUGGAUAGUCGGUUGGGAGGAUUUGUUGAACGGAUUAUUUAUCGGGAGAUCAAGGCCCUUAGAGUCGAGGUUCAUGAUAAUGACUAUUCUGUGUACUUCAUCAACAAGGAUUCCCGUGUCACCAAUCUCAAUUUGACCGGUUGUGACUGGGAAGAUGUGAUCAAGUACGGAACGUGUAUCGAAAAACUGGAGCUCAACAUUUGCCCUGGAAAAUCCACGUCCCAGCUGUUCCAAACCAUAAAAAGAGCUUCAUUCACUCUCCGUUCUCUCAAGAUUAACGUGCUGGCUGGUGCCGAUAAGUGUGUGCAGAAGAUGAAAAAUCUUGAGAAGAGAUGCUUUGAUUUGGUCAGCCGACAUAGUUCAUCACUCCGUCACCUCGAGUUGUCGACCUCCGAUGAGCAACACGUGUAUGCCGAUUUGAACAUUGCCACGUCAUCGAUGCGAUUGACCUACCAUCAGCCCGCGGAGCCAAAGCCCAGUGAGCAAACGAGGCAUGGUCAGAAUCACUCGUUCAUGUACAUCAUGUUCCAUGAUUACCUUAACCAUCAUACCAUCAGCAAUGUUACCCUGGAAAUUGCGAGCAAGUACGACGCAAACCUAGCUCUCCAAAAAGCCUACCAAGCAGCACUCCCUCACUCGAGAAGACGCUUCCUCGAGAGCCUAACCAUCGAAUUCGGAAACUCCCUGAAAGCUGUGACCGAGGAAGAAAUGAAGAGAGUUCUGUUGUGCCACGUCGAUGAAUUCCAUCACACUACUCCAAAUCUUCAACAUUUCCAUUGCAGCCUGCCACAUGAUGAGAUUGAUCUCUCCCAAGAAUUCCUGGCGUUGCUCAAUGAGCCAGUCCGCAAGACCCGACAGUCAAAGUCCAGCUGUCCAUACAAUUCGACAAUUUCCCUCCGUGCAGUCAGGUGUCAAUAAUAAUAGUAAUUAUAAUAAUUGUAAAUUGUGCAAAACUGUUCUUAUUUCCACAAACAUUUUUCCAAAUGAUUCUCUUCUUUUCUGCAUUUUCUUCUCGUUUUCUGUGUACAUUUCCCCAUGUUUUUGAAUUCAGUGUAAAUAAAUCAAGAAUUCAAGUGGUUUCAAAU